AUGAAUAAUAAAAAAAAUUCAAAAUCAAUGCCUGUUGAAAAACAGCAAAAUAAUAGUAACAAUAGCAAUAGCAAUAGUAUUGAUGAGGAGAUAGCCUACGAACAAACAUUGGGAACUUUAUCACAAACAACAGCAAAUGCUAUAGAUUCACUUGUAACAGAUAUUUUAAAAAAUUAUUCAUCAACACCACAAUCUUCAUCUUCAUCACUAUCAUCAUCAACAUCAUCAUUUUCAAGUAUAAUGUCAGGUUCACCUUCAUCAAACCCAACUUCAAUGAAUAAUAUCAACAAUAAUAAUAAUAAUAAUAAUAAUAAUAAUAAUAAUAAUAAUAAUAAUAAUAAUAAUAAUAAUAAUAAUAAUAAUAAUAACAAUAAUAUAAAGAAAAUACCAAUUGUACCAUCUAUAAAUACAUCACAGCUUUUAUCAAACUACACAAAUAAUAAUAAUAUAUCAUACGAGGUAUCGUCUCAGCUGAUGACACCCAAAACACCAAAAAUAAAUAAUUUAUCAAAUAUUGUAAACAAUAAUAAUAAUGUAAAUAAUAGUAAUAACCCUUUAUCUCCAAUAACACCAAGAUCACCAUCAUUGACACAUCUUUCACAUCAUCUUCAUAACAUACCAUUGUCACCAAGGACAACAUUAGUAAAGCAACAUAUACAUAACAUGCCGCCAUUAGCAAUACCCCCUCAAUCAUUUCAAUUAUCAUCAAAUGACGACAAAGAUGACGAAGAGGAAGAGGAAGAUAACGACGAAGAGGUGUUGGACGUAAUUAACGAGGAGGAUGAAGAAGAGUAUAUUGAUUCAUUAGAAGAGGAUGUUGUGGAAGAGGAUGAAUUAUUGGAUGAUUCUAAUUCUCUUAACUCUAAAAUUCAAGAAAAUAAUAUAAAUAAUAUACCCUCCAUAUCAUUAAAUAUUAAUAAUACUGUAGAUACAAAUGUAAACAAUAUAAAUAGUAACAAUACAAAUAUAAAUAAUAAUAGUCAAGUUAAAAAUAAAAUUAGUAUUUCGCAAUCAAAUUUAGGUGGUAAUAUUCCUUUAACACCCAAAAAAGGUUUUUCUUUACAAUUAUCAUUAUUAAAUAGUAGUAAUAAUAAUAAUAAUAAUAAUAGUGGCAAUAAUAAUAAUAAUAAUAUAAAUGGUAAUACCUUGAUAUCACCAAGAAUUACCACUCAUGUUCCAGCACACACUCUAGCCAGUCAAAAUGUUAUGAGUAUUGUAUCACCAAGAAGAAAUCAAUCAACUAGUAAUGUGCACUCUUUAGUUCCUGGUUGGUCAAGUAAAAGUAUUGAAUUUUUACAUAACGAUAUUAAAAAAACUAAAAAAUCAAAUCAACUUGAUAGUCAACAAGAAAAAGAUGACUCUGUUCAAUUGGGUAAUGAUGAGCAGGUUCAAUCACAACCAUCUCAAUCACACCAAAAAAUAAUAAAUGUUGAUCAAAAUAUUGAACAACAAAAAAUGAAUAAAAAAAAUAAAACACCAACAUUAAAACUAACAAAUUUACAAUCAUCAAGCACUGGUGCAUUACCUUCACCACAUGAACAACAACAACAACAACAACAACAGCAACAACAACCAUCAGAUAAACAGCUUUAUAAAACAACUAAGCAUCCAUUAACCAGAGUAUCAUCUGCUCCAACAAUAAGGUUUGGUCAAAGUCCACAAAAUAAUAGUCCACAAAAUAAAUAUGGUGUUCCAAAGAUUUCAAUUAAAACCCAUCAGGAUGUUACAGAAAAGCCUUUAUCAUCGCCUAGACUUCAAAGUCAAGUAACAUUUAAUUUAAAUAGUACAAGUACAAAUACAAAUAAUAAUACAAAUAUAAAUACAAAUAAUAAUAAUAUUAAUAAUAGUAAUAAUAACAACGGUAGUAAUAGUAAUAGUCUCAAUAGUAAUAGUAAUAAUGACGAAAACGAUAUUGAUUCAAAGUUUAAAAACUUAGAUCCAACAAAAAAGAAAUUUUUAUUAGAGCUAAUAUCAUCAGAUGAUGUCUACCAACAAAUAGUUCAACAAACUCAUAUUCAUUCACAGCUUCAAACACAAUCACCACAAACCCCAUUACACAAUCCAGCAAAGAAAAAUGAUUUUUAUGAAAUUCCAACACAAUCACCUCAGAGAAUUGAUCCUUUGGAUUUUUCAUUUUUAGAAAAGAAAAGACCAUCAUCUAUAAGGAAAAGAACCAAUGAGCAACACCAACAAUUACCACCAUCACCAUCACUUACACCAAGAGCUGUAUUAAUGACACCAGUGAUAAAUCCUCAAUUAAAUAUUGUAAAUUCAAAUUCUACAAACACUAAUAACAGUAAUAAUAAUACAAAUAAUAAUACAAAUAAUAAUACAAAUGUACCAAUUAAACCAAAGUUUUCAUUAAAUCUUGACCAACUAAGUACAAUUAAUAGUUUAAAUAAUAGUUCAAACAAUAUGUCAGGUUCAUCUACUUCACGUUUACCAUCAUCAAAUAGAAAGAAUUCAUUAUCAUCCAUUGUAAACCCAGCAUCAACUUCAAUUUUUCCAGCUGCAUCAAGUUUGGUUUCACCAAGAAGAUUUUCAAGUCCAUUCCCAUUGGCCCAUUUAACACAACCAAUUCCUUCUGCAGAGCUAAAUGAAAGACCUAUGAGUUUUAAUGAAAACCAAGAGAACAACAAUAAGGAGAUCGAAGAAAAUAAUCAAAACAAUGGUUAUAUUAAUCAAAAAAAUAGUUAUAGUUCAAAUCAAAUUUCAUCACCAAAUUUGCAUCUUCAUACAUUCGACUUGCAGCACCUUUCACUUCAUUCCCCAGAAAAGAAUUUAUCUUCAAGAUCAUCAUCAGGUAGCAAACAAACUCCAACAGGUAAUAAUCAAAUUGACCAAACACCAAUCUUAUAUAUAAACCCACCAAGUUUAAGGGUAAUUACAAUUUUUAUUUAUAGUACAUGGGGUGAUCAAAAAUAUGUGGGUUUGUCUGGUAUUGAUAUUUUUGAUGGCAAUGGGAAUUAUGUUAAAUUAAAAGAUACAAAACAACAAAUUAAAGCAUUUCCAAGUGAUUUAAAUGAAUAUUCAAAUGAUCCUAGAACAAUAGAUAAAAUUAUGGAUGGCCAUCCAAGAACAUGUGAUGAUAACCAUCUUUGGUUAGCUCCUUUUUCUCAUAGCCAACCAAAUACAAUUACAAUCACACUGGAUUCAAAGAUUACUUUGUCUUUAAUUAGAAUUUGGAAUUAUAAUAAAUCUAGAAUACAUUCCUCGAGCGGUGCAAAAGAUAUAGAAAUUAAAAUCGAUAAUAGCCUUACUAUAUUUAGGGGUUCAAUCAAGAAAGCACCAGGUUUGCUACAGGGUUGUGAACAAUAUUGUGAAUAUAUUGUCUUUACAAAUAAGGAAGAAAUCUUAAGCAAAAUUGAAGAAAACGAUCCAUUUUCACCUUCAGGUUUGUUUCAAGAUGGUUUAUUACCUCAUAAUGAUCACAUAAAUAAUAAUAAUAGUGAGGAGUUUAGAAAAAUUCAAGAGGAAGCUAUGACAGUAUUAUAUAAUGAUUAUAAAAGCAACCAAUAUGGCCAUCACCAACAACAGUAUUCACCUCAAACACAACCAUCACAAUCUAUACCAGUACACUCAAUUUCAAUUCAACAACCUUUACCAUCACCAUCACCAUCACCACCACAAUCAUCAUUAUAUCAUCACCAUCACCACUAUAGAGAUGAAGAGGUACCAAAAGAAAAUAGAGAGUUUUUAAGAACACCAGUAUCCCCAAUUAAACCAUCAUCACCAAUUCCAUCGGUGUUUUCAAUUAAACCAUCGUCACCAAUCCCAUCAUCGUUGCUCAUUAAACCAUCAUCUCCACUUUCGUCUAGGUCAACAGAUUUUGAAACAUCACCAUCAUCUAUAUAUUCAUCUAGCGAUUUUUGUUCACCAGUUCAUUAUCCAAAAGGUAGAAAGUUAAAAUUUUCCUUUUUAAGUACUUGGGGUGAUCGUUUCUAUAUGGGUUUAACAUCAAUAAUGAUUUUCGAUAACGAAUACAAACAAAUUCCACUUACAGUCUUAAAUAUUACAGCACACCCAAAAGAUAUUAAUGAUGUUCCAGGCCAUAGCGGAGAUUAUAGAACUUUAGACAAAUUAAUAGAUGGUCAUAAUAUUACAACCAAUGAUAAGCAUAUGUGGCUAAUUCCAUUUUAUCCAUCAAAAGAACAUACAUUAACAAUAGAUUUAGGUGUUCCCAUGUCAAUAUCGUGUAUCAGGGUUUGGAAUUAUAAUAAGAGUGUCGAGGAUAGUUCCAGAGGUGCCAAAAAAGUCAACAUAUAUUUAGAUGGAAAUUCAUUAUGUGGAGGAAAUAAUAAUUGUUUUAUAUUUAGGAAAGCUCCGGGUAAUUCUAUUUUCGAUUUUGGUCAAACUAUCUCAUUGUAUAAUUGGAAUAAACAAAAUGUAUCUCCACCCUCAACAUCAUCAUCCGUAGAACAACCACUUACAUCAAGCAAAACUAAUAUUAGUAGCAUUGUUCCACAGCCACGAUCUUUAGAUAACUAUCCAAGCGGUUUUACAUUAAAGGUUUUAAUAAUCUCAAAUCAUGGCGAUAAAAAUUUAGUUGGUUUAAAUGCAAUAGAAUUUUAUGAUCAAAAUGAUAAUUUAAUAAAAUCAAGCAAAAGUAAUAUUUUAACAAAUGAUACAAAAUAUUCGUUUAGGGUUGUUGAAAAUGGAUUAACACAUCUAGAGAAUCAAGGAAUAUUAAUACCAUUUUAUUCAGUUAGUUUUGGAUCACUCCAUCAACACUUACCACAUAAUACUCAGCUAUGUCAACAAUUCCCACAAUAUCCCUCACCAAAUAAAAAUAGUAACAAUAGAGCAGAGCCACCAUCAUUUUCAAAAGAGAAUAAUGUUAUAUAUUUUUAUUUCAAUUCACCUAUUAUAAUUAGUAAGAUAAAAAUUUGGAAUUAUUAUAAAGUUCCUGCUCAAGCUAUAAAAGAUUUCGCUGUUUACUUGGAUGAUUUGUUAAUUAGCCAAGGUGUUCUUCAAAAGCCAACUCAAGAAAAUCAAAAUAAUCAUUAUAUCAAACCUCAAACUUUUACACUUAAUAGUUCGGAGGUAGAUUUUGUACAAAAUGAAAACAAUAUAAGUAGCCCAACUUCCGAUCAAACAAUUAAUUUUAUUUUUAAUAAUGAAUUUAAAAAAUAAAUAAUUGUAUUAUAAUUAUAAAU
This is a messenger RNA of Dictyostelium purpureum, 5156 nucleotides long. RefSeq lists its product as uncharacterized. Lineage: Eukaryota; Evosea; Eumycetozoa; Dictyosteliales; Dictyosteliaceae. The record is from RefSeq and is a predicted model, not a curated record. The transcript is spliced from 3 exons. The coding region runs from base 1 to 5133 and encodes 1710 amino acids.